CUCUCUCUCCCGCUUCGCUCUCGGCUCAUGAAAUUGAAUAAGUGCGCACAUCCCGAUAUUACCAUAGUUCAGUGUCGAUAACAACAUGGCGUUUGCCACUUGAUCUUCGCCCGUACGUCUGUCGACUCGAUUUUGCGUGAUCGCUCACGCUUUCCUGAAUUAUCUCUUCAUAAGGACGAAUAACGCGUCGCCUCACGUCACCGACGGCCCGGUGAGCGGCGAACGUUGAUGACAGCAUGGCGCCGAGAGUCUAACCUAACCUAGAAAUCACCCAGUCAUCCCGUUCACUCAUGACAGAGUGAACCGAGUUCCCGAGCGCGUUUUUGUUCGCCGAGUUUUAAAGCAUGACCGUCUGGGAGAGGCUGCGUAAUCCAUGCGGCUGGCGCGCCGGUGCCAAGCAGAUUUCCGUGGACGCGAUGCUGCCACUCGUAGUGGUGCCGACGUUGGCGGUGAUCGCCGCCCAGGCCGUCCUCUGCACGAUCAUCGUGUUCGUGACCACGCCGAUCCUCGUCUACUACCUGUACCACAAUUUCCUGCGGUUCCUGCUGCGCACCAAGUUCUUCCUCAUGUGGACGAUCACGAGCGUGCUGAUGCUGAUGCUCGUGUUCGAGAUCAGCGUGGUGCCGCUGCUGGAGAUCCUGCCCGAGGAGAACUUGCUGUUCAUGGUGUGCGUGAUCGGUGGUAUCUGGUGCGGCUAUCGGGCCAAGCUGAACGCGGACUACGCGGCGCAGGAAGGCGUCCUCGUGCAGGGUCUGGAGCUGGGCGAAGGCAGCGGCGAGCUCUGCACCGCGUGCAGGAGACGGGCGCCACCCAGGGCCCAUCACUGCCGCCUGUGCCAGACGUGUAUACUUAACAGGGAAUAUCAUUGCAAAUGGUUGGACUGCUGCAUAGGUUCCAGCAACCUAAGGUGGUACCUAGGCUGUUUAUUCUUUUCUGCGAUCGCCUUCAUUUAUGGUUCCAACCUGACCAUGACCAGCGUCUGUCAUCCAUUCAUUCUCAUCGGGACUGUACUUCUACCGGAUGACUGCAGCGACGUGUAUCACCAGUUAGACAUCGCUCUUUGCUUUGUCUCCGCUCUCUACAGUCUCCUGGUCGGUCUAGUGGUCUUUUGCUAUCUCAUGUAUCACCUCUGGUUGCUCUACCAAGGCACGACGUCGAACGAGCGACGGUUGGACGCCGGGAGUCAGUAUGAUCAUGGAAUAUUGAAGAAUGUCUCACGGUUAUUUUGCUGCAAAACUUAGGUAGCAAUUGUUUAGGCUAGACUAACGAAUUUCACUUCGCAAAGUGUGCGUGCACUACGUUCCGUACAGGAGUAUAUUACGAAAUCAAACUCGAUGCAACUAGGGAAUUAUCGUUGAGGCCGUGAGAGAUUUCAUUCAUGGCGCGCUAACUCGACUAAAUCAGCGGUAAAGCGGCGGUAAAUUAGAGCGUACUUGUUACCAUCGGCCCUAUCGCCAUGCUCCAUCGAUUCAGUGUAAUGUCAGGUACUUGCGUGUUUAACGCUUCGUAAACUUCGGGCGAGUGCAAUGUUCGCUGUGCUCGUAACGUUGCCCUCACGAGACCGCGCGUGGCAGCAACAUAUCGCGAGACGUCAACUCGCUUUAUAGUCACCAUUAUUCUUAACGUGUCAUUGUGCAAACCAUUUGUAUAUUUAUUGUAACUGUGAUAAAGUGGCCAUUGUGUACGAGUAA
Dinoponera quadriceps is the source of this 1691-nucleotide messenger RNA. RefSeq names its product palmitoyltransferase ZDHHC23 (gene GABPI). The coding region runs from base 345 to 1241 and encodes 298 amino acids. Gene Ontology annotation, biological process: peptidyl-L-cysteine S-palmitoylation; protein targeting to membrane. The transcript has 3 exons. NCBI's taxonomy places the organism in Eukaryota, Metazoa, Arthropoda, Insecta, Hymenoptera, Formicidae. The record is from RefSeq and is a predicted model, not a curated record. Gene Ontology annotation, molecular function: protein-cysteine S-palmitoyltransferase activity. Gene Ontology annotation, cellular component: Golgi apparatus; endoplasmic reticulum.